AAACAGAGAUUAGGAAGAUCCAAAACCAAUUUUAAUACAGAAGUGUUUCCUAAAGGAUCAAAAUCCUUUGACCCUCAAAGUAAUCUCAACAGGAAUUUUGAGUAUAAGAAAACACCAGAAAAUGAUUAUUUCAAAUCAAAAAUUUCCUCUAGAAAAUUUAACCGAAAUUAUAAAAGGGAUUCCUCAAACGAGACCCGGGGAGCUAACUUACAUGAUUCAGAUUUUGAAAACGACUAUACAGAAAGAGAGGACCACAUAAAAUCCCCAAAUGUAGAGAGGCUAAAUAGACGGUCUGAAUAUAAAUCAUCAAACCGUUACUCGACUACACAAAAAAAGAAACAAAAAUCUAAAAUAUCAAGACCCACCUACGAUGAAUAUAAUAGGGAAGUAUCAUAUAGAAAGAACGUAGAAACAUUUAAAAGAGAACCAAACUACGAUUCUAACGAUUUAGAUUACAACAUGGAUAAAGUGGAAGGGAAUGAGAAGGAUGAGUUCAGAUCAGAAGAAGAGAAUAAUAAACAUUUAGGUUUUUCUGAUAUAAGUGAUGAAAGCAGUGUAAGUGACAAAGAAGAUGAAUUUUCAGAGAGCGAUAGUGAUAAAGAAUCAUCUGGUGAGCCUACAGCUAAAGAAAAGUUAGUGAAUAUCAUUGCUCGAUCAGUCUGGGACCCUGACCCAGGAGACCCUGCUAAAGACAAGGAACUUCAGCAACCUUUCAAUCACAUAAACUAUGUAGACACAGAUACACCGAUGUGUGACAACCAGGAAGACUGUAUGGACGUAAUGCGACAUCUAAAGGAGAGGGACAAGACUAUCAAAUACAAUUUCUACAUUGGUGGAGACAAUUUAAUAUACGAAGGGAAAGGAUGGGUGGCUGAUGUAAACGAAGCGACUGGCUACAGAAAAAGGUGUUUAGAUGUGGCUUUCAUUGGAGUGUUUUCAGUUCCUAAACUUCCUCAGGCAUCAAUGCUUGAACAAUCACUUAGUUUUCUGAACUAUUGUAUAAUGAGUAAAAUGAUCUAUCAGAAUUAUACCUGCACAAUAUUCAGAGAUUUGCACACCCCAAAUUAGAAUGUAAUACGGCCUUCUCCUCCAAUGCUGAUCAAUGCCUUUCAUUUGGUAGAAUUAGGAAUUUCUACUGACAAAGUUUUGAAGGGCUUUACAAACGAUUUCAGGAUGUGCAACAGGCUGGACUGAUUCA
Macrosteles quadrilineatus (aster leafhopper) is the source of this 1198-nucleotide messenger RNA. Its product is annotated as peptidoglycan-recognition protein SB2-like. The coding region runs from base 460 to 1068 and encodes 202 amino acids. The record is from RefSeq and is a predicted model, not a curated record. Gene Ontology annotation, molecular function: N-acetylmuramoyl-L-alanine amidase activity; zinc ion binding. Lineage: Eukaryota; Metazoa; Arthropoda; Insecta; Hemiptera; Cicadellidae. Gene Ontology annotation, biological process: peptidoglycan catabolic process. The transcript is spliced from 4 exons.